Molecule: messenger RNA, 459 nt
Organism: Oppiella nova
Lineage: Eukaryota; Metazoa; Arthropoda; Arachnida; Sarcoptiformes; Oppiidae
Source: the annotation of a GenBank genome assembly
GAGAUGAUGGCGUCGGCCAACAAGAAGGCCAAAGUGACGACAAUAACGCCCACCACUAACCGGUCGGCCGUUGUGGUCGUCUCGAGCAACGGCGCUAUGACUACGGAAACGGCUUCAGCGGUCGCGUCGAUCACCGGAGGAGUAGUGAAGUCUGAGUCGGAUAUGAUGGGCACUCCUUACACACCGAUCCGCGGCAGACGCCCGGCGAUGACCCCUCAGAACGUAGAGUUCAAAUGCACUUUCCCUGACUGCGGGUUCGUCACCAACUCGCAGGAAAAGCUCGACUUUCACGUCAAGGCUCACACCAACACCAAGUACAAGUGUCCAUACUGUCCGUACGUCAGCAAUACGAUAGUAGACAUCAAACGCCAUAUCCAGAAGAGUAAGAAACACGAGGGCCAGAAGGUGUACGCCUGUCAACAGUGCGGUUACGGCAGUGACUGCGACCGCACUUUCAAA